AUGGCACAGUCUUCACUAGCUAAACAAGAACUGAAAGCCAAAAAGCUUUCUUGUAUAUUUCAAGAUUCAGUUCUUAAGUACAGUGAUCUAAAAUUAAAAGCAUGUAAGACAAAGAGAUCACAAUAUUGGAGACACACUA
Molecule: messenger RNA, 139 nt
Organism: Cetraspora pellucida
Lineage: Eukaryota; Fungi; Glomeromycota; Glomeromycetes; Diversisporales; Gigasporaceae
Source: the annotation of a GenBank genome assembly